UUACUAGCUAUAAUGUUGAGGUAUACAAAUGUAAAUUAGUUUAUGUGUGUAUGAGAGUGUGAUGAGUUAAUCUAUUCUUUUUUCAUAUUUAGCCCAAAAAAUAUUUAAAACCGCGUAAAAUCUACAGAAUCGGUCGAUAAAUCCAAAUCUUAUUCAAAAUAAUCGUUAUAGAGUAGUUAUUUAAUAAUUAGGUAUACGCGUUCUUGAUCAUUUUGCUGUCGUUUCGUUAGUCUGUCAACUGUACCAGUAGAUUGAUACAACCCAAAUAAUGUGUUAAAUUUUCACGGUGAAAAACUCAUUUCUAUAGAAUCGUUUAUCGAAAGACACGCUGACAUUUAGGAUAAACCAUUAGCGCGCGUUUUUUAAUUUUUCGACUCGAUUGUGAGUAGUGGGACCUCGCGGUUACUCUGCAAAGUAUUUUUCGGAGCCCUUUUACUUGACAUUUUAUUUUUCAUAAGUCCUUCUUUUAUCAUCGUUGAUUGGAAGGCACGCCGCCGGUUUACUUCGUUUAAGUUAUUGUUUUAAUUUCAUUACAAUCGGUUACGUGGUGUCCUGUUUUCUUUUCGAUUAUAUUCGUUGAUCGUAAUAAUUUAUUCCAACAUGCAGAUUUACUAUUGACUCAUCAAACUAUCGAUUUUAUGAAGAGUAAAGCGUCUUUUAUUUACUAUUUUUAAAACUUGCUCGCGUAAUCUAAAUUGUAUACAAACAGUAAAAAUAUACUGAUAAGUCCAGCCCAUAGCACUACUGCUCGGUUGGCACGCGUUCGAUUAAAAAACUUUUUUAAAUAAUCAAUUAUUUAUCUUUCCGCAGCCGGCUGCCCAAGACUUAAAAAAUUUCAACUGAUAAACAAAAUGCUCAUGGUCACAUCACUGCCACUCGUGAAUCCUGACCUCAUACCAAUCUACUAACCCCCUCAAAACUCAUGUGAUACUUUGUCGGAGAAGCAGUCGAUUGGGCGGUCUCUAUCACUCAAGUAUCGUACUAACAUUCCCAUCCACUUCCCCGUGACUCUACCACUGGUCGUGGCCGGCGCCGGUAUUGAUCAGCAUGAUAGGGGCCUUUGAGAAGUUGCGAAGCGAGGAAAGAUAGCGCCCAUUCAUCUUCCACGGCUCGUGGAUGUAACUUUUGGAGGUCCUGGUCAAUAACGGAGUAGCAACUGCGGGUGGGCACCUAUGCUUAUGCUUAUUAACCCCGUAAAAAAAAUCCGAUCCGAAAUCGGCCGACGGAAUCGGUUAUAAAAACAACCGAUUUUUACCGAUUUAGUCUGUGAAAAAAAGAAAAUCUGACUCAACCCAAUUUAGUCGGUCUAUUCGUAGGGCAACUAAAAAUCUUACUCCUGACGCAUCCCGCCUAAAUCGGCAACUGGUUGGUCGAGAACUGGUCGAGAACUGUAAAAUUUUUUACGGGGAACCAUUUCCGUUUUUACACUCGAUCAUUCGCACAUUAGACUUUGUUCGAGCCUGACAGGAUCAGCUCGAAGAAAAUUUGGAGUGGUUUUGGCAGCCCUGCGCUUGCUGCGAUGACAGUCGUAGCGACGAUGGCUGCACAGCCUGCUUUGCUGUCAAAGACGACGGAGAGCGCGCGAAACGGCGUAUGCGAGACAGCAAGUGAGCCGAAGCAAGCAACGGCGCGUCGUUGACGACGGCUCAACAGCGAGAAAGAGAAAGAGAAAAUUUUGGCGCGCAACGAAGGAGAAGAGGACGAGGAGAAGCCUGCGCGUCGGAACAAGAGCAAGUCUAUCGCAAGCAGCCGAACCGGUCGGACGUCAAGCCGAGCGCGUCGCGAUCGUCGGAGGAGACACUAGUUUUAUUCACUUAAUUUAGUUAUAGUUAUUAAAUAGAAAGUAGUGAGAGAAAAUCUAGUGUUUUGUUUGCUUGCGGUAAUUCCGACCCUCCCAACUGGUUCCCCAAGUCCGCCUGAAGUGAAGCAAGAAUACAGUCCGCUCCGAUCAUGGUCCAAACGAGCCGGAUCUGGUGAACCGGGAGUGUGGAGACAGUGCAAGGCGGAGGGUCGUUUCUAUCGCGGCAAGUGGGCACAAGGCCCACUGAGUGAAAAAAGACGCCGCGAAGAAAAGUGUGAAGAAGACGCCAUCUUGGCUGAAAAAAAUGUGCUCGUGAAGACAAAAACGCCAUUUUGGAAAAGUGACCAGCGCAAAAGUGCGACGCCAUUUUGGAAACGUCCAGAAUGCGUCCGAAGAAAGAGUGAAAAAGUGGUAAGCGACGCCAUCUUGUAUGCGUCCAGAAUCUUCUCAAGCUGGAAGUAAUUCCGGACAGAAGAAUCGAGAAGUGAAGUUCCGGCCAAGAGGACACAAAAGGUCCCCCAAGUACCGUGAUUUCAGACUUGGCUGAUUUCCGUGCUUGGUUCGGACACUGGGUCCGAUCGUUGGUGUCCCUCUUGUGCCGGAAACUGCCCUAAGGCGCCUGCAACAACUCCCGGGAGCGGCGCUGAGUAAGGACGCGUCGACUCCAGAGAAGAAGAAAAGCGGAGGUUGCAGGCAAAGACGGAAGAAGCUUUCGGGAAGUGGUCCUGGAAGUGAACUCCGAUAAGUGGAGCGAAACCUUCUGUGAACUUGGUCCGGGAAACAAGACACCCGAAAAGACUUCCGCGAAAGUGGUUCCGGAAAAGGUGCGCAGAACGUUCUGGAAACUGGUUCUGGAAGUUCUGCGCAAAGUACGAGUGAAGCGGGUAGAAGAACCCCAAAGUGAAGGCGAACGGUUCCAGCAGCCGUUCCGAGCUCAGUGCCCUGCCACUGUAGCAUCGGUGGUCAAAGUGCUUCGCCCGAGGAAGCCGCCAAAGAAGCUGAGGAACUCGGAGAAGGCGGCCACACCGAAUAAGACACCGGAGUAAGAUCGGCAAGUUCGGUCACUAAGUGCACUGAGGUAUCCCCUGCGGAGCGAGCAGUGAAAAGGUGCUAGCGGAGAUGGAGCGGUUCAACGACGUCGUCUACCAGCGGGAGCUGGUUCAAGGUAAGCUCACCACUAUUCUUGACAGCUUGGAAGAUGCCACGACGCUCACAUGGGCAGCGUUGAAGAUGUGCCAGAAGGAUGUAGAAGCCGCGUACGAUGCGUACCACACGGCGUACGGGCAGAUCCUUGGCAUGGUUCCGUCAACAUCACAGGACGAGCAAGAUGCCCUCUACGACGCCUUCGACGACCUGCACACAGAGGUCCUGACGGUCAUCGAAGAGAAGCUGCUAGAAGUAGGCCAGCCCACACGACGAAGAAACGCGUACACGCCUGGUGUACCACAAUAGGUGGACGAGACAACGAACCCAACAACCGCUAAGAUCGUCGGAUGCGCCAACGAGACGGCCAUCGAUGAACCCCCGAAGCGUUCCGGGAAGCUGCUGGCAGAGCAGCUGGACACGGAAGAUCGGGUACGACCGGAGUUUACCAUCCAGCAUGGUGAACGGUCCGAGAACGCCAAGACUGAGCAGCACAAGGUCAUCGAGACGAACAAGAUAGCUGACGUGGAGGAUACGUCACAACCUGCCAAGGAGCCACCCGGACAAACCGUAACGGACAACCCGGGUCAGCAACAAAUGGCCAUGACCGUCAGAAGGGAGCCGGCACAGACGUGCGACGUGUGCGGACUAGGCCAGCACAAGAGCUGGAAGUGUCCGCAGUUCCUAGAGAUGGCAGUCCCCCAGCGGCUGAUCAAGGUUAAGGAGAAGCAGCUCUGCUUCAACUGCCUCCGGACGGGACAUACCUCAGCGCAGUGUGUAUCCACCGGAGCGUGCGCGACGUGCAUGAAGCGGCACCACACCCUGCUGCACGCCGAGUACUGGAGAAACCCAAAGCAACCGACAACACAAACGAAGGUGGAGCAACCUGGUGCUCCACAACAAGCCGAAACGGAUCAAGUGACGCCAGAGGCCAGCUCCUCUGGACAACUAGCGCCGGACGCGCUGUCAGCCGUCGCGGACUUUCGAGACGAACCCUGCAGCCCAAAACCCUGCCGUGGUUUAUUGAUCACAAGUAAGUUCGACACACACUUGACGAAGAACACUCUGGACAUACACAACGCGAACGAGUUGGCUGGCGUCGAAAGGAUGCAGCCACGUUCCACCAUCUCGGUGAUUCCUGCGGGAGUCCAACUCGCUGACAGAGCCAACUUGGUGGCUUUGCGCGAGGUGGGGCUCAGUCAGGACACGGACAGCACCACUGGAAGCAGCGUAGCGCGCAAAGUAGCGGUUCGGGCUCAAGCCACGGCGUUUGAGGACGAACCCGAGUUGGAGCAGCACACCGAAGAGCGUGAAGUUAAAGCCUACAAGACAACAAGUUUAGUGAGUGAUCAAACGCAGCAAAUAAAGUUUUACCUGCCGCUCCACGCGGAGGUACAUUCAACGAAGACGAUGCCGGCGUUGGUGCGUACAAGGACGACCUCGGCGCCGUUCACAGCUGCUACCGCUUGCAUGCAGCUGAUGGUGGGUGAGCGGUUGAUGUUUCCAGGAGUUGCAGCACCAGCGAAAGCGAGGCAGAUGAGCUGCAUUGGAAGAUCCCAUCCACACGAGCGGUCGGUGUAUGCCGACCCACUGAAGCGAGUGACACCUGACGGGCCUGGAGAAAGUUCAUGGAGAAGCAGAACAAGAUACCGGUUUCCGACAAUCGGCAUGAAACAGGCAGUACUGAAGUUCAUCCCUCGAGGCGUUCAGUCCUUUUGGCAGCCCCUGCGACUGUCAACUGCAUCUGUACGAAACAACACGACCUGUAAGUACGGCACGAAGUUAAGCAACAUGAUGAUACAAGUACGCAACUGGUCGAAGCCAACGAAACCCCCUGAAGAAACAACUCAAGACUUGCCUGAUCCUCUUGGACAACAUACGGGAGCCGGAACGCUGGCCAACCCACGUGUUGGAGUUCCGACCGAAACUGGAAGGCAGAAGUGUGAGCUUUGGAUCGCCUGGAGAAUGCACGCAAUUCUUCGCGGGUGGAGGAUGUUCGAGCCUGACAGGAUAAGCUCGAAGAAAAUUUGGAGUGGUUUUGGCAGCCCUGCGCUUGCUGCGAUGACAGUCGUAGCGACGAUGGCUGCACAGCCUGCUUUGCUGUCAAAGACGACGGAGAGCGCGUGAAACGGCGUAUGCGAGACAGCAAGUGAGCCGAAGCAAGCAACGGCGCGUCGUUGACGACGGCGCAACAGCGAGAAAGAGAAAGAGAAAAUUUUGGCGCGCAACAAAGGAGAAGAGGACGAGGAGAAGCCUGCGCGUCGGAACAAGAGCAAGUCUAUCGCAAGCAGCCGAACCGAUCGGACGUCAAGUCGAGCGCGUCGCGAUCGUCGGAGGAGACACUAGUUUUAUUCGCUUAAUUUAGUUAUAGUUAUUAAAUAGAAAGUAGUGAGAGAAAAUCUAGUGUUUUGUUUGCUUGCGGUAAUUCCGACCCUCCCAUCUGGUUCCCCAAGUCCGCCUGAAGUGAAGCAAGAAUACAGUCCGCUCCGAUCAGACUUUGUAAAACCUAGACGCUAAAUACAUAAAGAUAAAACCGUGAUUCCCCGAUUAUUCUCACGCGACUAUUCUACUGCUGCCAACAAAAGUGACAUUUUUUUUUGAAAAACAUAUCUUUUACGCAGGGUGGCCACCUCGGGAAAAAACCGGGAAAACCGGGAAAAACCCGGGAUUUUUAUCCACCGGGAGAAAACCGGGAAAAACUCGGGAAUUCGACUGACAAACCGGGAAAAUAUUUUAAGUUUAGUUAAAAUUUGACAAAAGCCUCUUUAAAUUAUUCAAUAUGUUCUUUUCUCAAUUAGAAUAUUAUUCCUGUUAUUCUAAAUGAAGAAUUCGCGAAAACUAUGUUUGAAUUUGUGUAAUAGACUCAUGCUUCUUGGUUAUGGAUGUUUCUUUUUGUGUUGUAUCCUAUUAUAUUUUUACAUGGCGAUUUUUUUUUAAUAAAGCAAAAUGUUUCCUUUACCAGCGAUUAUCAACCUGGGGUACAUGUACCCCUGGGGGUACCACGAUCGGUCUCAGGGGGUCCGGAGGACAAACCCCGCAAUGGCGGACAUUUGUCCCAAACAAAAUAUUUGAGAGAAAAAAGAACAAAUUGCUUUGAUGCAAAAAAUAACAUCCAUGCUUAAGGUGCAAUGAAUUACGUGCGAAUUGUUUUUGACCAAUCAGAAAAUGUUUAAAAAAUAUUUGAAUGAUAAAUCUAUAAUUUGCAUUCGCUUAGAAAUUUUAUGAAUUUGAAGUAAAGUGCACCGUUUUUUUUUUUUGUUUUUUUUUUUCUACGAAUAUUUGUUUCAAAUUUGUAUAUUGUGCCAACUACCAUUUACUACAAUGUUGGUAAAAAUAAUCUUAUGUUUCAUGAUUUGGAUAUUUUCAAUUCGACCUUUCUUUGCUAAAAUAUUAGUUUUGCAUAAAAUAAAAAUUAGGAUUUUUUGUAAGUGGAAAUUAUGGAUCUCAUGGUACGAAAACAACAUUACAGUAAAUAUCUCUCUAAAUUUAAAGAUCAAGACAUUUCCUUCAAAUUGUCACACAAAUUACACUAUUUUAAAAUAUCUUUCUUGGUCUGUAUCUUAGCAACAAAAGAAUGGAUCAAAAAUGUUCAAAAAAGAAAGCAGAAAAGAAAUUUAUAGAAUAAUUUUUCAAUUGAAAAUAGCUACAACUUCAAAAAAAUACUAUUUACAAAAUUUAAAUUUACAUAAAAAUAAAAUUUAAAAAAAUAUGGGGGAUGUUUGUAGAAAUUAAAAAGGCAACGAAAAUUUAAUUUACUAAAAGAAUUUCUCCAAGGCAUUUUCAGUAGAUAGUUUUAAAAAAAACAGGGUACAACAUUUUAUUUUGAAGCUUUAUUAAGAAAACUGAUUUGAAGAAAUGUACAUGGACGUUGUGUGGCCUAUCCAGUACAUGUUUUUAAACAACUCUAGAAACAAGAUUUACGACAUUUUUAAUACUUCAAAAUUCUUUCUUUCUUCGUGAAUUGGAAUGUAAAAAAAUCUCAUGCAAACGAAAAAUGUCAUGUAUGAACGCUAGGGGGUACCAGCAGCUUAAGUAACACGAAAAAGGGUACCUAGCCUAGAAAAGGUUGAGAACCGUUGAAUUAUAAUAUAUUUCAACUUAAAAAUAAUAAUAUCAUGGAGUUUCUGUUUGUAAAUAUUAUUUUAUUUGAUAUUAUUUGAGAUUCUCAGCCAGACAAAUUAUUAAGGACAACUUGCAAUAUUUUUUUUU
Culex pipiens pallens (northern house mosquito) is the source of this 7153-nucleotide messenger RNA. RefSeq lists its product as uncharacterized. Gene Ontology annotation, molecular function: nucleic acid binding; zinc ion binding. The record is from RefSeq and is a predicted model, not a curated record. The transcript has a single exon. Lineage: Eukaryota; Metazoa; Arthropoda; Insecta; Diptera; Culicidae.